This is a messenger RNA of Dama dama (fallow deer), 1574 nucleotides long. RefSeq names its product decaprenyl diphosphate synthase subunit 1 (gene PDSS1). Gene Ontology annotation, biological process: ubiquinone biosynthetic process; isoprenoid biosynthetic process. Bases 15 to 1265 code for a protein of 416 amino acids. Gene Ontology annotation, molecular function: prenyltransferase activity. The transcript is spliced from 11 exons. The record is from RefSeq and is a predicted model, not a curated record. Gene Ontology annotation, cellular component: mitochondrion; transferase complex. NCBI's taxonomy places the organism in Eukaryota, Metazoa, Chordata, Mammalia, Artiodactyla, Cervidae.
UUCAGACUCGGACCAUGGCCUCGUGCUGGUGGCGGUGGCGGUGGCGGCGCGGCUGCUCUUGGAGGCCGGCGGCGCGGAGCCCCGGGCCCAACUCUGCAGGCCGCGCCGCACUCUCUGCGCCGCGGGCUGCCGCCGCCGCUGCCACUGUCGCCGUCGCCCGCGCGCAGAUAUCCUGUUGUAAUCUUAUGAAGAGUUUAACAUCUGCCUUUCCAAAUAUGUAUCGUGUAUCACGGUUCCAUCACGUGACGCCGGUAGCUUGCUGCUGCAGUAAGACACAGAGCGGUGAGAAAUACGCCGACCCUUUUAAGCUUGGCUGGAGAGACUUGAAAGGUCUCUAUGAGGACAUCAGGAAGGAACUCUUCAUCUCUACAGCAGAACUCAAGGAAAUGUCUGAAUACUACUUUGAUGGAAAAGGAAAAGCCUUUCGACCAAUUAUCGUGGUGCUAAUGGCCCGAGCCUGUAACAUUCAUCAUAAUAACUCCCGAAAUGUGCAAGCAAGCCAGCGUGCCAUUGCCUUAAUUGCAGAAAUGAUCCAUACUGCCAGUCUGGUCCAUGACGAUGUCAUUGAUGAUGCAAGUUCCCGGAGAGGAAAACACACCGUUAACAAGAUCUGGGGUGAAAAGAAGGCUGUCCUUGCUGGUGACUUAAUUCUUUCUGCAGCAUCAAUAGCUCUGGCACGAAUUGGAAAUACAACUGUUAUAUCUAUUUUAACCCAAGUGAUUGAAGAUUUGGUGCGUGGUGAAUUUCUUCAGCUCGGGUCAAAAGAAAAUGAAAAUGAAAGAUUUGCACACUACCUUGAAAAGACUUUCAAGAAGACUGCAAGUCUGAUCGCCAACAGUUGUAAAGCAGUCUCUGUCCUGGGAUGCCCUGACCCAGCAGUGCAUGAGAUUGCCUAUCAGUACGGGAAGAACGUGGGCAUCGCUUUUCAGCUGAUAGACGACGUCCUGGACUUCACCUCGUGUUCUGACCAGAUGGGCAAACCGACCUCGGCCGACCUGAAGCUCGGGUUAGCCACUGGCCCCGUCUUAUUUGCUUGUCAGCAGUUCCCAGAAAUGAAUGCUAUGAUAAUGAGACGGUUCAGUUCACCAGGCGACGUGGACAGAGCGCGACAGUACGUAUUACAGAGUGACGGUGUGCAGCAGACAACCUACCUCGCCCAGCAGUACUGCCACGAAGCGGUGAGAGAGAUCAGUAAACUGCGACCAUCCCCAGAAAGAGAGGCCCUCAUACAGCUUUCAGAGAUUGUGCUCACAAGAGACAAAUGACACCUCUUCCUGGUAUUUCUGGCAGCUAUUUUACCAGAUUGUGCCUCAAGAAUUCUGUGGAAUAUACUUUGCUUCAUGUGCAGAUAACCAAACAAAUCAUUUAAAAAGAUCAUUUCCUUAUUAAUGGGACUUUUUUUUAUUGGCGAAGUUUUUCAGAAAACUUUUUAAAUGUAUUUAAAUCAUCUGAAUCUGUCAUUCUUCCUGCAAACGCUAACCGAGGUAUCUUGAUGGUUAUAUGUGGUAUUGUUUACAGUUAUAGUAGCCACAUGUAAAGCCAUUUCACAAAUAAAUAAUCAAUGUUAAAAUUCA